This is a messenger RNA of Ananas comosus (pineapple), 2304 nucleotides long. Its product is annotated as GPI transamidase component PIG-T. NCBI's taxonomy places the organism in Eukaryota, Viridiplantae, Streptophyta, Magnoliopsida, Poales, Bromeliaceae. Bases 203 to 2128 code for a protein of 641 amino acids. Gene Ontology annotation, biological process: attachment of GPI anchor to protein. The record is from RefSeq and is a predicted model, not a curated record. Gene Ontology annotation, cellular component: GPI-anchor transamidase complex. The transcript is spliced from 5 exons.
CCAAAAAUAAAACUCUUUGGAGAGUUUAGGACUUAGAAAGUUUGAGGAACGAAUUAAAACUAUGCUGAACUUCGGGAGCAAAUUGUAAUUGUCCCUUUUACUUACCACACGGUCCACACCCGAACUCAAAAUAGGGCUUCGCCUCGAGUUCUCACUCCAUGGCGGAUCCGCCAUCGCCAUCGAAGCUUCAUCGCCGCCAAUAAUGGCGUCGCUCCGCCCCCUCUCCCGCGGCCCCUUCCUCCUCCUCCUCAUCUUCUUCGUCUUCUCUCUCUCCCUCCUCCGUCCGAUUCAGGGCAAUGGCGGAUCCGACGGCGGCGGAGGAGGAGAGGAGUUCUCCGAGGAGCUUCUUCUAAAGCCCUUGCCCGAUCGAAAGGUCCUCGCCCACUUCCACUUCCGCAGCGCCGCCCCUCCCUCCGCCGCCAAUGGCCGCCACCACCACCUCUUCCCCAAAGCCAUCGCCCAAUUGGUCCAGAAGUUCCAAAUUAGGGAACUGGAGUUGUCAUUCACACAAGGAAGAUGGAACUAUGAGAGAUGGGGUGGAUCUGAUCCCAUUUCAACUAGAAAUGCAAAGCCCCCUGGCGUUGAGCUGUGGGCCCUUUUUGACCUUCCAACAGAAGAGAUCGAUCCCACAUGGAAAAAUCUCACGCAUGCCCUGUCAGGCCUAUUUUGUGCUUCUAUUAAUUUUCUAGAAUCCCCCACUGCUUAUUCUUCUCCUUACUGGGGAUUCCUCUCUAAUAAUGGCAAUUUACGAUAUGGUGCUCUGCCCCGCGAAGCUGUAUGCACUGAGAAUCUAACUCCUUGGUUGAAGAUUCUUCCUUGUCGAGACAAAGCUGGCAUUGCUUCUCUCUUGUACAGGCCUUCCAUUUACAAAGGAUAUUACCAUUCCCAAAGAUUGCGAUUAUUAUCAUCUGAAUCAAAGGGAAUUAUUCUUGAGCAGACAUUGACGGUUGUACUCCAACCAAAUUCAUAUACAAGUAGCCUACUAUCUUCUAGUGAUGCACAACUUCAGCCAAGUUGGUCAUUGAGUCAAUUGUUUAAGAAGGAGAUGACCGGAAAAUGCGUUCUUGCUAAGUCCAGCAAAAUAUUUCUUGAACUAGAGAGGGGUUUACUUGAAAAGAUUGUUGAAAUACGUGAUGAUUCUUGGAGUAAUUCUUUCUUUGAUUUGUUCCCUUCCCCUGAUAGGGAAAUUAAAGAGUUGGAAAAUUCGAACGGUCAAGUUGGUUCUUCCCUAUACGAAUACAAAGUGGAUAACUCCAAUGAGAACAAGCCUUUGGAUGUGGGAAUAACAUGGAAGCUACCUUUGGUCUGGUCUAGUGUCCAUGCGCCAUUUCAAGCAAGCCGGUUUCUUAUGGGAAGUGGUAAUGAGAGAGGAUCUAUUGCUAUCUCACUACAGUCCACUCAAACACAUGAUCAAUACUUUGGUGAUUUGAAUGAUUGUACAGUGCCGGUCAUUGUUUUACAGGUGGUUCCUUGGUACGUUAAAGUGUAUUAUCAUACUCUACAAAUCUCUAUAGAUGGGAAGCCUCAGACUUUGUCAGAUGUGAUUGAGAAGAUUCAAGUUACUCCUUCAGAGGACAAGCUGUUACCGGGGACAUUAGAAAUUAUGCUCAGAUUUCCUUGCAGCAUGCUCUCAGCUACAUUAUCAUUAGAUUUUGACAAGGGAUUCCUACACAUUGACGAAUAUCCUCCAGAUGCUAAUCAGGGAUUUGACAUUCCUUCAGCUUUGGUUACUUUUCCUAAUAUUUAUUCAAGCAGGAGCUAUCCUGAUUAUGAUGUAUCUGACGAUUCCUCGCUGCUCCACAAUCUGCAGGAAAAGUAUCUCGUACGGUCUUACACUGAAGUAUUGCUCGUGCCUUUGACAACUCCUGAUUUUAGUAUGCCAUACAAUGUCAUCACCUUUACGUGUACCGUAUUAGCACUAUAUUUUGGCUCGUUGCUCAAUGUCUUGAGGAGGAGGAUUGGUGAGGAGGAGAGAUUAUUAGCCAAAAAAGAUUCAGCAAGGCCUGGUCUUGUGCCUCUACUAUUUUCUAGGCUAUCUUCCAAGCUAAAAGGACGUAAGCUUCUUCUAAAAGUUGUAUUUGUUGCUUUAGUAGCUGUUGUUUGGCAUUAUUUUUUGAACAGUAGCUGAGAUUUAGAGCUGGUUAAUUUUGGAAGUAUACAAACUUCUGAUUGAUUUUUGUAGGUGAUAUCGUGACGCUAUCUAGAAAAAUAGUUUAUUCCGGAACACAUUGCCUGUGCUUUGUUCAUAAACUCUUAUUAUUCGGCUAAUGCUUUUCUAUCGUAGGAUCAUGUGUUGCACCUAAA